AUGUCAGAAGAAUGGCACACCACAUGUACAAGGACCCAAAGGUACGGUAUUGAGCCAGAUGUCGGUGAAAUUCCGGCAGAAUCAAGAGGCCUGAUUGUGGGAGAGGAGCAACAAGCCGUGUGCAUGUCUGUCAUCACCAUAAUCACCAGUAUUAUCUGCGUUCCUGGUCUCUUAAACAAGAUGAAGGAGAUCAGACGAAAACUAGCUGUAGAUGCAGAUGAUUUCAAUCUCAUGCAGCAAGAAAUAUGGUCCGAUCUACAGACAAUCCGCAAUGAGAUUCCUUUGCAAACUGUAAAAAAACGAAACGCUACGGUUGCAUGCGGUACGAAAACUUGCUGCAUUAUAGAAGUCGAAGUCAUGAUGGAAGAUUUAGUGUGCAAGUAUGGAUAUUCGUGCCCUCCUGGCGAAAAAGGCAGACCGGGCAUUGAUGGUUUAAAUGGUAUACCUGGUCUACCUGGUGUACCGGGCGAAAUUGGUGCUCCAGGUGUUAUACCAGGGCAGUCAGGUAAAUGCAGAAUGUGCCCUCCAGGACCACGUGGAUAUGCUGGCUAUGUCGGCCUACCUGGACCACAAGGAGCGACUGGCCCUCCGGGAAGUCCAGGUCCAGAAGGUCGUUCAGGCCCUGAUGGCUCACCAGGUUUACCGGGACCCUCCGGAUCUAAAGGAGAACCUGGCGAUGAUGGUGAGGAGGGACUACCAGGAAUGAAUGGAACAUUCUAUGAAAAAGGGCCUCGUGGACCAACUGGAGUAAAGGGCAUGGUUGGACUCAAGGGCUGUUCAGGGAUGACAGGACCAUCCGGACACGCAGGUCCUAUUGGGCCCAUUGGAGAGCGAGGACGUGCUGGGGAACCUGGACAGCGCGGAUAUCCGGGAGUCGCUGGAAGAUACGGAGAGGAUGGUACACCUGGUGAAGAUGGUGGAUACUGUCCCUGCCCUAAUCAGAUUAGUGGUGAUACAAACUAG
Messenger RNA from Cylicocyclus nassatus, 963 nucleotides. Lineage: Eukaryota; Metazoa; Nematoda; Chromadorea; Rhabditida; Strongylidae. The record is from the annotation of a GenBank genome assembly.